CAGGGGCGGGGCCGGGCCGGGCCGGCGGGCAGCCAUGGUGUACAUCUCGAACGGACAAGUUUUGGAUAACCAGAGUCGGGCUCCCUGGAGGUUGUCAUCUAUAACAGAUUUCUUCUGGUCAAUAGCAGAUUUUGUGGUUCUGUUUUUCCAGAGCAUUAUUCAACCAGAUUUAAGAAGAAGAGGCUACACAUCUUCCUCCUAUUCAGGAUACCAUGAUGGAAGAGGGCCUCCAGCAAAUCCUCGCCGUCGGAUGGGCCGAAUAAAUCACUGGGGUGCAGGCCCCAGUCCACCACCCAUGGCUGGAGGUGGAUGA
This is a messenger RNA of Melospiza melodia melodia, 313 nucleotides long. RefSeq names its product selenoprotein K (gene SELENOK). Lineage: Eukaryota; Metazoa; Chordata; Aves; Passeriformes; Passerellidae. The record is from RefSeq and is a predicted model, not a curated record. Bases 35 to 313 code for a protein of 92 amino acids. The transcript is spliced from 4 exons. Gene Ontology annotation, cellular component: endoplasmic reticulum membrane; Golgi apparatus. Gene Ontology annotation, biological process: endoplasmic reticulum calcium ion homeostasis; calcium ion transport.